CUUUCCCGGCCCCGGGGGGAAGGGGGAGGCUCCCCCGAGGGCCCCGCAUCCUGCCUGAGGGGUGGUUGGGGGGUGGCAGCCGCUCUCGCCCCUUUGUUUGCGGGCGCCGCGUUGCGCGCUGCUGCGCCCCCGCCGCCCUCCCCAGUCCCGGGUGAAAAAUCCCAACCAUGACCAGCAGUGCACCACGCCUGCCCGCAAAGCUGACUUGCCUAGAAGUGGAAUGUAGUUUCCUGACAGGUCUUCUUAUGAGGAAGUUGUAAAUCCUUUGUAAUGGCCAACAAGAAAGAGCCUCCUUUUUUCAAUGAAGAUAAUAUGGGACCGUUUCACUACAAGCUUCCUUUUUAUGAAACUAUGGAGCUCUUCAUUGAAACACUCACAGGAACGUGCUUUGAACUGCGAGUUUCCCCCUUUGAAACGGUUAUUUCUGUGAAAGCUAAAAUUCAAAGACUGGAAGGUAUUCCUGUAUCUCAGCAGCACUUAAUUUGGAAUAAUACAGAACUGAAGGAUGACUGUUGUUUGAAUGACUAUAACAUUUCAGAAGGCUGCACACUGAAGUUAGUUCUGGCUAUGCGAGGUGGACCUAUUAAUACUAGAAGAGUUCCUGUGGAAGACCCUAUCAGGGAAAUGGCUGAAUAUAUGGAUCCUAUUAGAGAUGAGAUAUGGGAGAAAGGGUCAUCCAACAAACAGGUUACUUUCUUAGUAUAUCGAGAAGGAGAUCAGUUGAAUUUCUUCCGUGUGGUAGACCGGGGAGAUGGCACUUUAACACCAUUAUCUGAAUCUUUGAGUGGUAAUUCAGUUUAUAAUUUAUAUGCUGACGAUGAAGAUGAGACAGAGGCAUCACCUUCUGGCCAACAGAUUAUUGAGAAUUCAAUUACUAUGAAUAAAAUGAAACUGCUCAAGGCAAAGAUGGAGAACAUGAAUCUGAGUAAAAAGCCUAAGAAAACUGUCAAGGUGAAACCUCGUCCUCCAGUGGCUCCUCGACCAUCUGGUGGCUCAGUGGCUGCUGCUCGUCACCGUUUUUUACGAGUGCUCCCCCAUAUCGGACAGUCCUGUCUACCUCCUCCUGGGAAUUCAUAUCCCUCAGAGUCUUCCCAAAACGCACUUUCAGCAUUGACUACUUUGGCCACUGCUGGUAGAACAAUGCCAUCUACAACGACUGACUUUCUUAAUGAAGAUGACACUUGGCAGAGCAACUCUUGGUCUCAGUCAGUUAGUAGCAUCAGGUUACCACCGAAAAUAUCUCGUGUCGAACUAGAAAAUGCAAAACUACCUACAAGUAGCAUUCUGACUCCUGUUUCAUCUCUGCCUGCAAAUUCAGAAAAAACAUCUGAAAAUGUGACCUCAGCAAGUGAGGAGGACCCUGUUUUGUUUCCAAAUCUAGCAAAUAUAGAACUGUAUGGAACAGAAGAAAAACUUCUACCUGAAACAGAUGCUUUUGCUUUGUUAACAGAGACAAGCACCACUGAUAGUGAGAUAUAUGACAUAGGAAAGGUAAACCCAGAACUGGAACUGUCUGAUGGAGAUGAAGAAUCUAAGGUUGUAGAACAGCGUAGAAAACCUGUUAGCAAAGUGCUGAGCACUGCAGCAAUGGGGGCUGGUCUUCUCAGUACUCGUGAAUUAAGUCCUCAGAAAAAUCUGCUUUUGUCACCUCUACGGUAUUCAGCACAAGUGGCACGUCACAGUUCUCUGAAACCACAAACACAACCCAAAUGCUUUGAGGCUGGUAACUUGAGAUCUACAGCCUCCCCAAACGUGCUUCGAUCGCUGGAAGUCCGUAGUAUAGCAGACUCCUCAUUUUCUAGGACUACUAGAUUUCGUAGCGUCAAGGUAGAGUCACUUGGCAAAAGACCUGAUUUAAUUUCUAAAGCAGAGGCUAGGGACAUCACAGAUGUGGCUCACAAGGCAUCCAAAGAACCUGUGAGUUCUGGAAGUAGCUUAGGAUUUCUAGCUUCGCUGGCCCGAAGCACAAACAGGGAAAGUUUACAGAGUUCCUGUGGGACAGGCAGAUUUCGGACUUCUGGUAUUGCACUACCUACAAACCUGCAGCAUUUUCAGGAAGAAAGCAUUAGGAAAACUGCUCCUCCAAGUGAAGCUGCUGAAUAUAUUCUAUCUGCGCAUGGGCUUGGAAUGAAUGGAAGUAUUGCAGCUGUAGGGAAAAGAGUAGCAGGUGAAGCAACUCAUCUUCCACCUGUGAAUGGCUCAGUUCAAGCAAAAAAGAAAAUUACAAAGCAUUGCUUUCUUUGUGGCAAGAAAACUGGAUUGGCAACCAGCUAUGAAUGCAGAUGUGGAAACAACUUCUGUGCAACGCACCGCUAUGCAGAGACUCACACCUGCACCUACGACUAUAAGAGUGCAGGGCGAAGGUAUUUGCAGGAGACCAAUCCCGUCGUUAGUGCACCUAAACUUCCCAAAAUCUAACAUGGUUGUGCUGCAUGUGGCUGUUCUGCCAUUGAAGAAUUGUAUUACAUUGAGAGAAGCACUUGCUUAAACUGUGUAAUUUUGCCAUGCUCCGUAUUUAAAGAUUUCCAAGUAACAAAAGCACAUGAGGAUGCAUCCUAUUGAAGGAUAAUGUGAACACUACUGCAGUUAAAACUUUUCUUCAUUAGUGAAUGAAAAGUUAAAAUUACUUUUGAAAAACUUACACUAUGAUUUAACUGUUACUGCACGUCUUGUGUUGUGUUUUAUAUUUGGAAAAGCUAUUUCACUAGACAAGUCUUUAAAAGAUGCACUUUACUAACUUUAUUUACUGUAUAACCAGACUUGAGGGGUUGUUGUAAUGAGGGCAUCAUAUAAUGUCUUCUGUACUCUUGCGUUUUUUGUCCAUUGUGUGGUAUCUUCUAAGUUAUUUCACUAAAGAUCUUCCUCCCGCUCCUUUCUUCAAACAGCCUAUUUUGAGAUUUUUAAGGGGGUAGUGUGUCCCACUCCUCUGUUCCAUUCAGAUUGAUAUUCAUACAAUUUGUAUACAUUCUGAAAGUUACAUAUCACAUUAAUCACAUUUUCUUGAAAUAGUACUGUUUAUAUGACAAGUUUGUUUUUAAAUAGAAAGUUCCCCCUUUGUUGCCAUUAAAUAUAAGGAACAACUUAUUUUAACUUUUUUGUAAUCCUAAAUUUUUUUAAGACUUCACAACUUGGUUUGUUAAGAUGUUGAAUGCUGUUACUGGAAGAAAUUCUAAUAAAUAUUCAGUUUUAUUCUGGUUUAUGCUCUUCUAAAUGCACAAAAUAACUUUUCCUGUCUUACAGCGUGCUCCUAAAUUAAAAGUGGGGCUUUGUUAUAGGGGAGAGGGUUUUUUUUUGUUUGUUUGUUUUUUCCAGAAGCACUGGUUUGUAUAUGUUCCUGCUGAAGUCUGUGGGGAAAGUUCCCACUAGCUUCCUUAGGAAUAGUGUGACCAACGCUGUACGCUUUAAAUAAACCUCCUGCACUCCUGCAGAUGGACUAGCAAAGGCAGAAUGGGUGUUAAACUAAUGGGAUGUGUUAACCUGCAGCCUUUCUCCCCUCCAGCUAAUAUUGUACAAAGGCAGUUCGGUACUUGGAUGAGACGCCUCUAGUGAGCGUGCAGCUACUGCAGAAAGUGACGUUGGAGGAAUAUACCUACUGAAAGCUUUUCCUUUUUCAUUCUGUCUAUGUGUUUGACAUCUUUUUAUAAACCUGUGUUGCCUCAGGUGUUGUAGUAUAAACAGAUUAAUAAAAAACCUACAACAAACCACACAAACAAAAGAAGCUCCUCCACAUUGUAUCUAUACAAUUGAAUAUUCUGGCCCCUUUCUUGCCAGAAUCCUCAGUUACGUAUUAAAAUGAUCUGUGCUGCAUUCCAGUCAAACAUUAGUGGCUGAUGAGCAUAGCAGUCAAAAGAAGGGCCAGAAAAAAUAUCACUGGAAGGGAAAGAAGUAACUUGAAAUUCUCACCCUUGGAGGAAAUCAAUUUCAUGUAAUGUUACUGCAACUUCUUAAGCCUUCUGGAGAUUUCAGAAACUGGCGAGCUCCUGGGAAAAACAUCGCAAGAUUAUUCAUCUGGGCAGUGAUAAGGUAAAAAUGUUAAUUCUGCAUGUAUGAACUCUAGGCUCAUUCUUACUGGUCAAAGUUGCACCUGGUAUGAAGAACACAUCGUUGUUGAGCAGUGAUAGGAACUGUAAACGUACCAGUGGUUUAUUUCAUCUCCAGCAUGGGACAAUAUUUAAUGCUGAAGGAAAAAUAUUGCAAAGAACAAGGCAAAUGUAGUAGUGUUUUCCCAACAGUUACUUAUUUGUGGCUCAGUAGGCUUUUGAAGGCAGUGGUAUUUGGUUUGUAGGUACAGUAGAGAUUUGGUAACAAGUGGGAGUAAAAUAAUAUCGGCUGUCAUCACUUUAUCUGAUUUUGCAUUCGUAUAAUUUUCAGCAAAUUAUUUUGCAGUGCAUUGGAAUGACAAUACUCAAAUUAGUAAGACCAUGUAACUGAGAUGUGUGGCAGGUAGUCUGAGUUAAGUCUCACUUGUGGCUCUCACUGUUGGCAUAUGCAUAAUGAACUGUGGAACAAUACUUUUUAGACAGUACAAUGUAGUAAUAAUAACUUUUACAUGUGUAGCUUCUCAUAAUUUUUAUUAUGCCUCAUUUUGAUUAUACCUAAUACAAACAUCUCUUGUGCAGAACUCUUCUGAUUUUGUUCUCAUCUCCUGUACUGUUACAGGCACUUUUAUUUUAAACCAGAAGUACAGCCCUAAGAGCGGUGUAGUUCAGUGGAUUAGUUGCUGAUGUAGUAUGCAAUCAUGUUUUACGUAAUCCUGUGUUAGACUGUGCUAGGGAUUAAUUACUGUUUGCUGUGUAAACUUACUUAAAUAGUUUCUUUUUCUGACCAGUAGUAAGUGUACUCUGGUGCUGUGCAUCUGCUGUAGGCAAAUGUUUAGCUUUUGUGUAUUUGCUCAUGUAAUUAGAUAGUAUCAUAAAGCAUUUAUAUAAUGGAAGUUCAACAACGAGUUUGACAUGUUCUUCUCUACCAUCCUUAAAUUUUGCAUGCUGCUUUUAUGCUUGAUGACCUGAGAGGCAUAAACAGGCUGGUCUCAUGUUGAAUGACCUCCAGGAUUCUUCUGUCAAAUUGAUAAGUGCCACAGAGGUGUCAGAAAUUAUUUUGGAUCUUGAAUUUAACAUUUGAUUUUUCUGAAAUCUCUUUAAGGCUGAAAUGAUAAACAUCUGUUUGCUUGCAAUUCCCAUCUGUAUUCGGUUUGCAGUCCCCUGGGAUAUAAUUGCACUGGUGCUUUCAGUUGUUGACAAAGCUAAAACUGUUAAUGCUUUAUAUUACAAAAAUGAAGUCUUUCCAGCUUUUUUUUUGCAUAUCCUGAAUUAGACGCUGUGGUUUCUUUUCAAAUACUUACAACUUUCUUAAUGGGGCACCAUCUUCUGGGUGUAAAUUGUGGGUUUGGAGUUGGUUGUGUCUGCAAGGAGUUGCUUUCUACCUGGAACUUUUGUUUUGGGUCAUGCUUUUCCAAUUUUAAUGUAAAUCGGGUUAAUCUUGAAAUGCAUUUGAUGCUUUCAUUGGUAUCUGUUAGCACUGAGCCACAGUUGCUAGUGUGAGGACAUUCAUGAAACUAAGAAAGCCAUGUGAAGCUAUGGGACAGUUGUGUGAGGCUGCGCUGCUUCCAAUUGCUGUAGUUCUUACCCUGAUUUCAGUUUGGGUUAGUUCUCCAGUGUUUGUAAUGGUUGUAGUGUUGAGUUAAAAACAGUGGGGGGGGGGAAAGGUAAUCCUAUAGUUAUUGACAUUUAAAGAUGGUCUAAGGAAAAAAUCAUAGUAUGUGCUCAAUACAAAGAUGAAUUCAGGCUGUUUCUUGUGAAGCAAGUAUGUUUAGAGGCAUUGCAAUAUUGUGGAUGGUAAAUCUUGUUUUUUAAUAGGUAGAACUGUUACUGUGCCCUUUCUCAACAGAAGCGUGCCAAAACAGUCUCCUGCUCCCCUUAGCUGGUUUCAAUUCCUAGUUUAUAGUCGAUGUUUUUAAGGUUGCUUAUGAGCACUAUUGAGUGUUAUAAGCAUAUCUGUGCACUGGUAAAGGGACGUUCCUUCUCACACUAUUAAUUUUUAUUUUUCUUUUCUCUACACGCACUGAUCAAAUAUACAAAUCAUAGAUUUUGCAAGCAAAACUUUUUAACUAAUCAGGCAUGUUGUUCUACUCCUUUUGUCAGAAAAGAGCAAUUACUUGAUAAAGGAGAGUCGUGUUUCAACUAUAGUGUGUUCCACGAAGGCCGUGAGAUGUCAGUGGAGGCCCCAAUCUGAGAGCAAAUUAGGGAUAAAUCAGUCAACCAUGGGGACAGAACUUUCUAAUGAGUCUUAAGCUAUUGCUGGUUUUCACCUAUUUUAUAUUCCUAGCCUGUCUUUAUUUCCCGAUCAGUGAAAAAUUGAUUCCUUUAUUGACCAGGUAGCCUUGUUGAGCAGAGUAUUCCAGCAAGCUGGUCAUUGUUCUCCCUAGUUGUUUGGGUUUUUUUACUGUGGGGUGGAUGCUCGCCUUAUGUUUCGUUUUGAGAGAAGUCCAGCACUCCCUUUUUAUUAGAAUUUACAGCCACAGGUUAAAUAAGGGAUCCUAUAGGACCUCCUGAGACCUAUAGGAUUUUUCAUGAUGAAUCCUUCCAUCUGAUAAGAUUUUCACUAAGACUGCUGUGUGAUUAAAGAACAAGUUGUACUUCAAAGCCUUUCUGUUCUUUCAAGAACGAUGUGCCAGAUUUUCUCUAUAUUUCUGUCUCAAAAGAUGAAACCACAUCAUCCAACCACGUGCGGAUUGACUCCUUCAGCCAAGUUCUUUCCCGCAGCUAGCUAGCUCCAUGAAUAAAAAAACUAAUUGUAACCAUUUUCCCUUGGGACUGCUAGCUAUAUCUUAUUAGAAGGGCUCAAAGGCAGUUGUUUCAAAGCCAUUAAGUGUCAAAAGGAAUGCAGUAGCUAAGAAAGCUGCAGAAUCCAGCGUGCAUCUUCCCUAUCAAUACAUGUAUCUCUAUGUAUAGCUUAGAAGCUUCUUACUCCAGGAAUCUCUUCUCCCUAUUACAGACACAUACAUGCAGUGGCUGGGAGACUUUGCAGUUUCAGGUCUUUUGUGUGUCAGUCUUGAUCUGCUUCAUCUUUUUUGUCAGUGAGAGUAAGACGGCUAUUUCCCAGUUUACUGCACUGAAGACAUAGUAACUUGUUAAUUUGAAGCAAUGUCUCUGGCGGUGUUCAGUGCAAGAGAGAGGUUUCUUCUGCAAUAUCCUACUGGAAUGAGGCUUGUCUAGUAAUUAGAUUUAUUUUUUUUUAGGAAUUAUUAUGAACAUCAGUCUGCAAAAGAACUGCAUCUAGAAGUGUGGUCUGCUAGUUUGUGCGUCACUUCUUCGUGGCAGAGGACUUGAGGCAUUAGCUUUCUGUGUGAUGUUGCAGAGAAGGAACACCGGGGGGCAGCAGAGACGGUUGAGAAUGGCAAAAGUUUUGGGGUUGUCCAAUAAUGAGAUUUACGAAGAGUACCACAGAUAAAGAAAUUUCCACAGUUUUCCUUAUGAUCCUUAUUCAGCCCAUUCUGAACAGAUCUGUGGAGGUCAGCAACAGGAUGAAAAGAAUGGAAGAGUGCCUCAAAAAUGUAUGAUUAUAUGCUGGGGUUUAUGUUGUUAACUAUUAUAUAAUCAUAAUGUAUUGCAGAACAGAGAACCUGCUUUGGUCCUGUAAGUAUGAAUUUCAGAGCUGUCCGCUAGCUAGAUUAUGCUGGAUGCUCUAUAUGUAGUAAAAAUAUUACCUGUCCCCAUAACUUCAUGCUGUGAAAUGAGAAAUACUGUUUUCUUAUCAGUACAGGGUGAGGAUAAGAAAAUAUAAAUUUAGUGGUGUGUGAGGAGUAUACAAGAGUAACUGCUCAAACUGACUACUCCUUGCUACUUAUCCUUUCUGGCCUUGCGAUUCAAGACACUUUACAUGUCUUCAGCGACAGAAGUUGAUUGCUAAACCACACUUCAAGGCUAUUUUCAAUCCAGUCUUUAGUAGGGCUGACUAUUAUAUAAAACUCUGUGUGUGUGUGUAUGUGUGUAUGAAAUAGUAUGAUUUAUGUAGUAUGUGAUCAAGAAGGUUAAUGAGUUGGAAAUAAAACCACUAAGGUUUUCUAAAAGGAGAAAUCAUGAGUUUCUUCUUCCUCUGUGUGUUUGGUUGAGGUUUUUUUAGCAGAUGACUAUGAUUUAAAAAAAAAAAAAGUUCUGUUUUUUUCUCCCUUCUAGCCAUAAACUUAACAUGCAGGCAGUCUCUUUAUUUUACCUGAACAGAUGUCAUUAAACAGUAGACCUGGAUCUAUUUUGCAUUAAUCUAAUUUGUACUUCAUGUCACAUGUUGGAACUGUUACCCAUAGUGGGCCAUAUUUGGCAUCUGAUUGUGGUUUGCUGAAAACCUUUAUUGGCCAGUGCAAAGUUACAAUACAGAGAUAUAAUGAAAUACCUUUGUUUUUAAACAUGAUCUUGAGGCUGAGAGUUGAGUGACAGGAUUUCUUCUUAGCAUUGUCUGCCUUGCCAGUGAUAUAUAGUUUUCUCUAGGGAAACAUAGGGCUCAUCAAAAUAGCUUGGAUUAGCUCAACAUCCAUCCAGUCCAGCAUCUGUCUCUGAGAACAGGAGGUAACAGACGUUUCAGAAGAAGGUGCAAAAAUUCUUGUGUAACUGAGUGUGCAGAAAUGUGUUUCCAACACAGGAUCUUGCCUUUUAUGCUAGCGACUGGCCUGCAUUGUGAAGAACUUGCUUUUUCAGUGUACAGUGCAAUUUGGAGGCCCACAAAGGCCUAGAACUAUUUUUGAAGCUUGAUAGAUUCAGUCUUACUUCUACAUACGUGUAGUGGGAAAAGCAUUUUCUUUCACUGUAGUUUUGAACUUUCUAACGUUUUUUAAUUGAAAUUCAUUUAGUCUAGUGUUAUGAGAAAUGGAGAACAGUGUCUCCUGAACACUCAGCAAGUUCUGUGUUUGUAUCACAUCUCUUACUCAUAUUUUUAUGAUAGCAAUUCACUGUCUUUGUUAUUCCAGUGCCUUAAUAAUGCUUGCUGUCCUCUGAAUCUCCUCUAAUUUUGCAGUAUACUUUCAGAGAUCCUUCUGUCUUCUUCAGUUCUCUGGUUCCUAUUUUCCUGUUUUGUGUAUUUAGCUUUAAGCAGCUCAAGGUACUGUUAAAAUUGAAGCCUCUAAAAUUGUGAUUAAAAUAAUAUCUGGUAAGAUAUGCCUAGGCUGCUUCUGGCAGAGGUCCUAUAGAAGUGCUUAGUAUUAUUAAUCAGUCUGUACUCUGGACAGAUAUGAAUAUCAAUAGUUAAUGUAUGAGGAGAAAAUGUAGGAGAGCUCUGUGAGAGGAACAUCUAGCUGGGUUCAGCACAGUAGCUCUGCUUAUGAGGAAGAUGAUGCCUGGGUUUUGCUGCACGGAAACAGGCUGCCUAUUCUUACGUCUUCACCAUGUUGGAUGAACGCAAUCUAUUUCUUGCAGUGGGAAGAGUCAGUGCUGAAAUACCGAAUGUGAAGAGGUAGGUUCAGAAAAUGUCUUUCCUUUUCUAAAUAUUUGGGUUUGGGAGGAGUAAGUUAAUAUAACUUUCUCUAUACUCCUUGAUGGUCCAAGUAACCGACCUGUAAGUGCAGCACAACAGCCAAAUUCUUUUUCCAAGUUCUCAUCAAUAGAGGAGGAAACUUCGUUUUUGCAAAGCAGAGGAAGAAAAUGGUGAGCUGUAGUCCCAGCUGCAGCACCACCUAACCUCUCAAGAUGCGUCACUUGUUAUUGAGCUUCACUUUUUUCCUAAUGGUACAUAUCCUGCCUUGAAUCGGACAUUAAAUUUACUGGGUACAAAGAAGGGACUGUGGUACAGAGUUCUUUGUUUUAUAUGGGUCCUAAAUGACCUGCAGUGCUAUAAGCCUCAAUCAAGUGUGACACUUGAAUGUUGUUGAUUGGAUUUUCCUUAGAGUCAGUUCACACAUAGCUGGACAACUAAUUUUAUCUAGAGAAAUUACCUUAAAAGGUCCAUUUGUUGUAUUUGCCAACCCUUUCCAUAGUUUUGAGACUCAAUUAUGAGAAGAUCCCUGUUAACGCUUCUAUAGAAGAUGGCCUUUAUGAGGCCUGGGUUAGGCUUUAUCACUGCAAAAGCCUAUCUGCUUUGAGACAUAUUCAAAGCUCUAUCCAAUCUUGCUCUUCAGAGGCACCCUCACAUGACUGUGAAGGGUUGCAGAAUUCUGCUGGGAUGUGCAGUCUCAGAUAUGGGUUUUGAAUGAUCUCAUCCAAGUGUUUUUCCAAGGGCGAGCUUUAGUAAAAUGUAUUUACUUCAAUGCUAAUUUAUGUCCUGCAUAUGAGACUGCAGAAAGUCUGAUAAAUUUCAGGCACUUUGGAAAUACACGUUACUAUGUCUGCAAGUCUCCUACUUGGAGCUCUGAUGGUAAAACUUUCUGGUAAAAACUACUUUGAACAGUGCAUUCUGCUGAGUUACUGCUUGCAAGGCAACAAAAAAUGGAGCUGAAAAAGAUAAAUUAUCUGAGAAAGAAGAAUGGUUUAUUUUACAGUGACUGCAACUCUUUGGAUAUGUUGCAUAUAAAUAUUUGAUGAGUAGCCUUACUUCUGGACUUAGGUUCUUCUCCCUUAUCUCACAAAUAAAAGGUCAGUGAUUUAACGCUGUAUCGUGCUUGUUUAGUGUUGCAAUAUCUUUCAGGUGCCUGCCAUGCAAUUCUCAUGCAUCAUACAGCUUUUUCUUUCAUUCAUUUCUAAGCUAUUGCCAUUUACUCUAGCAGACUACAGUUUUCAGACAAUGGGCAUCUUUCAGUGGUCACGUGUCUGAAGAUUCCUGGCUACAACUUGGGUAUUCUAAGUUGGCAAAGAAAGGGAGUGGGAGUCGCUCUUUUCCUGUACUUGAGGCAAUCAGGAAAACACCUAGUUUUCUGUAUUCUUGAAACAAAUAAUUUUCUUCUAAAAUUGGCUAGAAAGAUCGUAUCUAGUUUUCUUCAUGUUCUAAGGGAGAGGGCAGCAAAAAGUGCUCCUACCUAUGGUGUAGAGCAGGCUUUGAAACAAUGCUGUGUGGAGCACAUUGAUAACAGGUUUUAAGGAAUUCCAGAUCUUGCAGAGGUAAAUUGUUUUCUUUCAUUUUGCAUUCAGAACCUGAAAUUGUCUGAAAUAUUGAUGAAAAACAGUCAGGAAGGUCAUAAGCUUUAUUUGCAUUUCCUUCCUUCUUUCUACUUGAAUUCAAAUCAGAUCUUUUCACUUUCCAUAAUGCUCCUCUUUUCACUCUCACCAGAAUCUUAUUUUAUUUGCCUAACACAGGCAUAAACCAGCAGAGCAACAGUGCAGGAUGGAGUGAAACCCAGGCUUACUUAUAGUAAAACUAGGGGUUAUCAGAGAACACCUGGAGAAAUUCCCCUCAUCUCUGCCAGUCGUGUGCAGCAUAGAAGACAGUGACCAGAUGGGGGAAUACACAGCUCAGGGAUAUGCAGGUGGAAGGAAGUAAAGGAACUGAGCUGACUUGGAGAAAAACUGGCAAAGAAAAAGCCCAUCCUGUCUUGUCUGCACGCAUGUUGUGUUUGCACAUGGAGACGCAUACGCAUGUGUCUGGAUUUAAAGCUUCCUCAGGCUUACAUUCUUUUUAGUAGUCAUUAUCCAGUCUAAUAGAUGUGUUUCUCUACAUUUUAAAUCAAUAGCUACAGAUUCAUGUACAUGCAUGUGAAAUGAAUGAGCACGUAUGUACUUAGGUGCAUGAAGGCACUUAUACCUGCCUAUUCUUUGCAAGGGGUCUUUUGGGAAUGUGGAUUUCUGGGAUUUACAGGCUCCCAUCAGCCCCU
Cuculus canorus (common cuckoo) is the source of this 11728-nucleotide messenger RNA. It is a transcript of the gene ZFAND4, whose product is annotated as zinc finger AN1-type containing 4. The transcript has 10 exons. The coding region runs from base 271 to 2418 and encodes 715 amino acids. The record is from RefSeq and is a predicted model, not a curated record. Gene Ontology annotation, molecular function: zinc ion binding; protein binding. NCBI's taxonomy places the organism in Eukaryota, Metazoa, Chordata, Aves, Cuculiformes, Cuculidae.